AUGCUACUGAUGUCUUCUUCUAUGCGCACAAUUUUCGUAAAGCGCUUCGAGCUCGUUUUUUUCAGAUCCCGUCCAGGACACACUCUUCAAAUCUCGGCUAAAAUUAUCAGUAAUAAACUGCAUAGAUUAGUGAAAAUUAUUCAAACUGAAGAGCAAAUAGGAUAUCAAAGGAAUUCGGAAUCCCCCGAAGCACAAAUUUACGACAACGAAAACUAUAGUGUGAGCGAUGGAGAAGUGGACGGCGACGAUGACUAUUUCAACUGA
Molecule: messenger RNA, 264 nt
Organism: Caenorhabditis remanei
Lineage: Eukaryota; Metazoa; Nematoda; Chromadorea; Rhabditida; Rhabditidae
Exons: 3
Coding region: 1-264 (87 amino acids)
Source: RefSeq, a predicted model, not a curated record